UUCGAAAGGGUGCCCCUGCGAAGCCGAGUGCGGGUCGAGUGGCUCCCACCCCGGCCCGUGCCGCCAGCUGAGGCGCCGUGCACUGACGCGGAUUCGGCGAUAGUUUGGCUGGCGUGUGUGGUGGCGGUGACCUGCCGGUGACCGCAGCGUAAACGGAAACUUCACACCCGUCUGCCAACGCCAGCGCGACGUAACACCGGGCCGCGUCUGGUCGGAGCGGACCAUGAAGAUGGCGCUGGCUGGGGGCAAGGCGUCCAGGUUCUCUGUCCGAGACAUCCUCAACCUCAGGGAGACGACCUGCGAGGAGCGCUCCACGUCACCCGCCGCGUGCGCCUCACACACAGGGGCGUCUGGCCACUGCACGGCUCGUGACCACGAGUCGGAGAGACUCGAGUUCUCAGCUGCGGCCGACUGCUCCGACCGAGAGGAGCAGGACGGCAGCGAACUGGGCGCCAACGAGGCGGCCGAUGACGCCGGCGAUGACGGACCUGAUGACGGCGGUGACGGAGCCGAUGACGGCGGCGGUGACGGACCCGACGGCACCACUCUGCCGGCCAAGAAGCGGAAGCGGCGCGUGCUCUUCAGCAAGGCUCAAACGUACGAGCUGGAGCGCCGGUUUCGGCAGCAGCGCUACCUGUCCGCGCCCGAGCGGGAGCACCUGGCGAGCCUGAUCCAGCUGACACCCACCCAGGUGAAGAUCUGGUUUCAGAACCACCGCUACAAGACGAAGCGGGCGCACCAGGAGAAAGGUCUGAGCCUGCUGCCGCUGGGCUCGCCGCGCCGUGUGGCCGUGCCGGUGCUGGUCAGGGACGGCAAGCCGUGCCCGGCCGGCGCCGUGAAGCCCGACCCGGUGUUUCCGGUGCCGCUGGAGCUGCUACCGUUCGCCGGCGUGCCCGUCUCGUCGGCGAUGAUGGCGCAGAUGGGCGCGCUGCCCGCCUACGGCCACCCGCUGAUGGCGCCGCGCUGGUGGUGACACACGGUGCACUGGUCCCAGCUGCUGGCCGCCGCUGGUCAGGGGGCGCGGGAGCCGCCGCAGUGAGGUCCGCCCCGCCGUAGUGAGGUCCGCCCCCGCCUGCAGUGAGGUCCGCCCCGCCUGCAGUGAGGUCCGCCCCGCCGCAGUGAGGUCCGCCC
This is a messenger RNA of Amphibalanus amphitrite, 1131 nucleotides long. RefSeq names its product homeobox protein Nkx-2.2-like. Gene Ontology annotation, biological process: regulation of transcription by RNA polymerase II; cell differentiation. The record is from RefSeq and is a predicted model, not a curated record. Gene Ontology annotation, molecular function: RNA polymerase II cis-regulatory region sequence-specific DNA binding; DNA-binding transcription factor activity, RNA polymerase II-specific. The coding region runs from base 224 to 973 and encodes 249 amino acids. The transcript is spliced from 3 exons. Lineage: Eukaryota; Metazoa; Arthropoda; Thecostraca; Balanomorpha; Balanidae. Gene Ontology annotation, cellular component: nucleus.